UUUUGGAUUUUACCUUCUCGUCUAUCAAUUUUCGAAGAUGGGGGCCUACCGCUAUAUGCAGGAACUGUAUAGGAAGAAGCAAAGCGAUGUUAUGCGAUAUUUAUUGCGCAUUCGCGUUUGGCAAUACCGUCAACUGACUAAGUUACAUCGUUCGCCCAGACCUACUCGCCCGGAUAAGGCCAGACGUCUAGGAUAUCGUGCCAAGCAAGGAUUCGUUAUUUACAGAAUCCGUGUUCGCCGGGGUGGUCGCAAACGCCCAGUGCCUAAGGGUUGCACCUAUGGAAAGCCGAAGAGUCAUGGAGUUAACCAACUUAAGCCCUAUCGCGGACUGCAGUCAAUUGCGGAGGAACGUGUUGGUCGUCGACUUGGUGGCUUGCGAGUUUUAAAUUCGUAUUGGAUUGCGCAAGAUGCUUCAUAUAAAUAUUUUGAGGUAAUCUUGAUUGACACUCAUCACAGUGCCAUUCGGCGUGAUCCAAAAAUUAACUGGAUUUGCAAGCAUGUCCAUAAGCAUCGUGAAUUGCGCGGUCUUACUUCAGCUGGAAAGAGUUCCCGCGGUAUUGGCAAGGGCUAUAGAUACUCUCAGACUAUUGGCGGAUCUAGGCGAGCUGCCUGGAAGCGCAAGAACCGCGAGCAUAUGCAUAGGAAGCGUUAAUGUGUAAAUUUCAUUUAAAAGCCAUUUGAAAUCAUUUUUGGCUAAUAAAUCAGCACGCAAAUAAUA
Messenger RNA from Drosophila serrata, 718 nucleotides. RefSeq names its product ribosomal protein L15 (gene RpL15). Lineage: Eukaryota; Metazoa; Arthropoda; Insecta; Diptera; Drosophilidae. Gene Ontology annotation, biological process: cytoplasmic translation. The record is from RefSeq and is a predicted model, not a curated record. Gene Ontology annotation, cellular component: cytosolic large ribosomal subunit; ribosome. Gene Ontology annotation, molecular function: structural constituent of ribosome; RNA binding.